AUGAACAGAACACAUAUCAAGCACAACAGUGAAAGAUAUGGCCUUCACGAUCGAUGGAAACAGCAUCGAGUCGAAGGGUGGAUCAAGCAAAUUCGGAGCCAACAUCAAUUUGAUCCAAUAGGAAUUAAGAAAGUCGAAUGUCGUCGCACGUCAUGUUCUGGUAAUAUCGAAACUAAUGAAGUGAAUAAUCAGGUAUAAAGUAGCCUAUCUUAUAUUUUUUAAAUACACAUUUCAUACAUGUUCAUUUAGACCCUGAUCGAAUUCAACUCAACAUGCUUCUUUAUUUCGUAGUUAUCUCAUUGCAAUCGUCGAUCGAUAAAAAAUGGUUUUUCAUUCUGCUGCCUUUUAUAUCACAGAAAGAAAUAAAACUCGAAAUAGAAUCUGUUCAAAUUCCAAAACUUUAUCGUCACUCUUCACUUGUUACUGAUAUGAAAAGUUUAAAAUUCAAAUCAUUGUCAAUGAACUUUAUGAAACCAAUCUGCUUUCAUACAUAAAAAUGUCGUUCUUACGUUCAAAGAGCAUAUACAAUAGGAAACAUCAAUCUCUAAGAAUUUUUGUUUUCGUAAAUCAACGAGCCUAUAGAGUAAAACCGUGUAUAGUCUAGUCAACAGCGAAAAUUCAGUAAGAUAGGUGAUUCGAGAUGCAUAAACACUGACUAUUAGAUC
Messenger RNA from Rotaria socialis, 665 nucleotides. Lineage: Eukaryota; Metazoa; Rotifera; Eurotatoria; Philodinida; Philodinidae. The record is from the annotation of a GenBank genome assembly.